Messenger RNA from Porites evermanni, 2608 nucleotides. NCBI's taxonomy places the organism in Eukaryota, Metazoa, Cnidaria, Anthozoa, Scleractinia, Poritidae. The record is from the annotation of a GenBank genome assembly.
AUGGAAAAGGCAGGACUUCCUACACCAGCUGUCAAUCAAAUUGAGCUCAAUCCUUUUUGGCGAUUAGAUGACAUUGUGAGUCAUUGCAGACAAAAGGGAAUUGCAUUAAUGGGCUACUGCCCACUUUUUCGUGGCAGGAAAAAUAAUGACCCAGUGUUGGUUGAAAUGGCAAGUAGGUAAGGCUCUCAUAGUACUGUAUUUAGCUCACUUAUUUUAUCAUGAAAUCUCAGUUCCAAAAAGUGGUUUGGAUAUAAUUUCAUACAGUUGAAUCUUCCAUAAGCGUCCAGCUAAAAUGCAAAAAUUAAGCGGUCAUUUAAGGGAGAUGGUUGCUUGCAAAAAUCGAACCACAGGAGGAAUAGAAUAGGUCCAGACAGAUCUAAAUUUUUGGAAUAGAGUUUAUUAUAUGCAAUUCUAAAUUGCGAUUUGUGGCUGUCAUUUAAAGUUCUUUGCAUACUUUGAUUAGUGUAGUGCAUACAGCGAACAUUGAGAUCAAACCAUGCCUCAAGUAGGUUACAGAAGGAUAAAUACAAAACUGCCAAUAUCAUCCAAAAAAGUGGUAGUGAGAGGUGCUUCCAACUUUAUUGAUUUGACUAGAAAGAUUUCGGUAUUUUGAAUAGGUGGUAGCACGUGGCGCUUGAUGCAUCAGCUGUAAUAAUAACCACUUACAUUUUGUGAACCUUGGCUUACUUUUGAAUUUCUUCAAGAAGAGUUUCAUUCAUUCAAAUUAGUCCUCAAAAACUCGACUUUGCCUCGUUGUUUUUAUUUUUGUUAGUGUGAAUGUUGUUGUUUUCACCUACUUCAUGCUAGUCUAAACACUGAUUGGUAUUUGUUACAUCACUGACGUCUUAAGUAUUUGAAGAACCCCUAAAGCCGAAUGUCGUGUUCUAUUUUUCCUUUCACGUUUAGGUACAAGAAAACUGUUCCACAGCUUCUCAUUCGUUGGAGUGUACAAAAACAUUAUAUAACUAUUCCCAAGUCAACUCAAAAGGACAGAAUUAUUGAAAAUGUAGACGUUUUUGACUUUGUCAUUACUGAAGAAGAUAUGAAAGUUUUGGUAAGUGUUUCGUGUCACGGACUCAUUGGACGCUGUUUUUUUUACUCGAACAAACAGCACCCCUCCUGAAUUUUUCUUUGCUAUUCUAAAGUUUUAGAACUGAGAUUUUGAAAUAAGAGCUUAGUAGCCUCAGAGAACAGCUGACAUUUUACUACGCCACCAUGCAAAAUGACGUCUGAGAAACGAGAACAGAAAUUCCAUACUGUUGACGCGUCACGUCCCAGAUCUGGGUUGUGCUUCUGAUUGGUUGAAGCAAAUUUCGUCGUGACACGACCAAUCAGAAGCACUAGCCACCUCUGCGUAGUGCAGCGUCAUCAGUAUGGAAUUCCUGCGCUCGCUUCUCAGCCGUCAUUUUCCUGUGGUGGCGUAGCGAAAUGCUAGCUGUUCUCUAAGGCUGAGAUCAUUUGAUACAACACUUUCAUGUAACCAAGUGAAUUAGCUACCGUGAAAGAACUUGAAGUCUGAUCUAUCCCAGUCAUUACGCUCAUAAACGAUCAGGAUCGCAGUUUACGUUUCUCUUCUAAAUCGGGCGGUUAUCCCAGCAACAAAAGUUUUCUUAGUGCCCAAUCCCAGAAGAGUGGGUACAAGUCCCACUCGGGGGGGGGAGGGGGGGUACUCCCUACAUAGGGAGGCUCCGUCCAGAAGGGGUACUGUUUUUGGGCUUCAGAAUUAACACAUAGAAAUCUGUAAUUACUUAAAUAGGGAACAAUGACCACAAUUAGCACAUCAUGUUGGCAAGUAAAUAGACCGUGCGCAGGUAACUAGUUUCCGUUAAGUGAGGUUGACGGUAUAUGAGAGUUUGUCACUCGCGACACAAAAUUGUCUGUUGUCCGUGAUAAAUGGCGUCCGUAAUAAGUGGGUUAAUUUUAGAUAAAAUAUGUGAACUUUUCGUCAGGGAAAACGAAAGUGCCGUUUUAUACGGUAACGGGUGUCCGUAGAGUGGGAUUUUACUGUAUUUAUUUUUUUAUGCUUUUUUUUUUUUCACGUUACAGGACAACAUGCCCACUGAGCAGUGUGCUUCGCUGCCUAACAUCACCAACGCACCAUGGAAAGGCUAACUUGACUUUGAAUUAAUUUCUCAAUGUUGAAUUGGCAUUGCAAUAAACGUAAAAGACAUUAGUAAGUGUAAAUAUCUUAAUCGCAACACAAAUCGUAACAAUUGACGACACUGUUUUUACGACGCCUACUGGAGACUGGACUACCAUUUUAUGUAGUCACCCUAGCCAUGCGAAGGUCUAGCCCCUUGCGGGGCAAAGGAGUACAGCACGUACCUUCGUUUCCCAGUUAUUUUAAUAAAACCUUAAUUAUUGACCCUCGCCUCGGAUGGAACCCACAUAGUACCGCUCUUAUACAUCGCUGUACCGACUGAGCUUAUCCCGUGAAAUUUUACAGUAUUUUCCUGAGCCGAUUGCAUUCAAGAAGCACUUAGGGGUUCUUAAGAACUCGUUUAUCACCGUGCGUUCCAGAUCGAAUUCACUGGAAAAGUGUUGGCUUUUAAGGAUAUGGGACAACCGGAGUACUGUGGAACCUCGAUUUAACGAAGUGCCAAGGGAC